Pseudopodoces humilis (Tibetan ground-tit) is the source of this 6541-nucleotide messenger RNA. The record is from RefSeq and is a predicted model, not a curated record. NCBI's taxonomy places the organism in Eukaryota, Metazoa, Chordata, Aves, Passeriformes, Paridae.
CUUGCAGAGGCGGCCAAGCCGAUGCUGUGAGGCCACUCUGGCUCUCGUGGCUGUCCCCAUGGCCUGGGCUUGGUAGGGGCUGCAGGGCAGGACGGAGCCGUGCCGGGAGCGAUGCCGCUGCAGACGGAGAUCUUGCGUGAGGUCUGGGCUGCAGACAGCCCCAGUGAAGAGCCAGGAAGCCCCCAGCAGCACAAGCCCAAACAGGUAAGAAAAAAUCCUUCCCCUCCAUCCCCUCUGCCACCAUCCCCAAGGGCUGGGGACAUCAGAGACCCUCUAACCCCAGAGUCCACACCAAGGCAAGUUUGGGGCUGGUUGGGCUGUUCUAUGGGGGUGCUGCAACCUGUGAGGGCAGGAGAUUUUUGGGAAUCACCUUCAGAGCAGGUGGAUAGAGAAAAUUCCACAGCCCUCCCCUCUUUGUGCAUCCUUCUGAAUCCCCCCCUCCAUCACUUUGAAGCACCCCAUGAGGAAGGUUCCUAGUUCUCAAAUAACAAUUUAAUUAAGCCCCUCAGUUAAGCUAUAAACUGUGACUCACUUUCCCCAGGCCAUGACCCUGAAAGCCAGAUCCCCUUUCCCUGCAUUUUGGAACAGCCCCCAGGUGCCCCCCAGCCUUGGGAGGGUCUCAGCAGCAAUUUCAUCCACCACCCAAUUUAAUUUUUAAUCAGCAGCUCCUCCUUGAAGGGCUUUGUUAAGUAAGGGAGUGGUUGCCCACCCCGCAGCUGCUUAAGGGAUUAAGGGGUGCAAAGGAGCUUUUCUGUGUGAGCUCAUGACACGGAAGAAGGCAGCCAGUUCCCAGUUUCACCAUGGAGCCCUCAGCUCCCCCUCCCCACAUUCACAGUCCUGGGAUCCCACUGGGAUCCAUCAGGAUCCCAACUUUUGCAAAACACGUUCACACACUGCCUGGAGCAUUUGGGAGUAGUGAAACUCCCUGCAAGGGGGAAGAUGCUCUGUUGGAUAGUGGAAACCUCGGUGCAUCUGGAUUUGCUGAGAUCACUUUCUGAAAACCCUGAGCUGACACCCACUCCCCAAACACCUCCUGUCCAGAGCCAAGUGCUGACCCACAUGCUCUGUAUUUGGUAAAUCUGGGUUAUUUAUGGCCCCAGCUAACCGGGAUUAGGUGUGCUGUGCCUAAUCCUCCUGCUUCCCUGCUCCUGCUAACCUCCUUGCCAUCCACAGGAGCCUUUUGCAGGGGUGAGAGGAGAUGGAGGUGAGAGGCCUGGCUGUCUGCCCAUGCCUGUGUCCCCUGUCCAUCUCACGUCCCCAGCAUGGCCAUCAGUGCCCUGAGUGGCUCCCAGGCAGGGUCCCUAUGGCCACAGUGGGAUUUGCUCCUCUGUGCUGACACCCUGUCACAGCAGCACCAUCAUCACCCCCCUCUUCUCCAGAGCUGUCCCAGGGCAGAUGUUCUAUCUGUCUGUCUGUCUGUCUGCCUGCUAACAGAGCUUUCUGUUUUCCUCCCUCUGCCUUCCUCGGGGGGGUGCCCCAUGGUAAGUCACUCACUGGAAGGUGUCCGUGUGUCCCUUGCUCCCGUGCUGGGCCAGGGGAAAGUCCGACUGUAUUUCUGAAAGGGACCCAGUGCGGUGUGAGCAGGGGGUGCCUGGUAAAGGGGAAAGGUGUUUAAGGCUGGCACCACCUCUGCAGCAUCACCCUGAGGGCAGAAGCUGAAGAAGAAGAGGCAGGAGCCUGGGCUGGAGCCCGAGGCCAAACCACGGCGGCCGCGGGUGAAGAAGCUAAGCGAGGCAGGGGCUGCACAGGAGCCUCCAGCCCAGGCACAGGGGGUGAAGAAGGUGAGGAAGAAGAAGGAGGAGAAGGGGGAGGAGGAGAGCGACAAGGAUCCCUCCUCCAAAUUCACCAAGGAGCCUCGGAAGAAAGAAAGCCUGGCUCCCCGCUCCCAAGUGGCCAAAGGCUCCAAGAAGCCACAAGAACCAGCUGAGGAUGAGGAUGAUGAGGAAGAGGAAGAAGAGGUGGAGAAUAAAAACCCACCGAAAAAGCUCAAGAAGAAGCUUCCCAAAGAGCCCCUCUCAGGUGGGGGGGAGAAGAAGCUGAAGACAAAGGAAGACAAGAGUGACCCUGACAGCAAAGCCAAAUCUGCCAAAAGCACCAAGAAGGAGCCAAUGUCCAUGUUCCAGGUGAAGAAGGAGAAGAAAAGCAAGAAGAAAGCUGCCACCAGCAGCGAUGAGGAGGAUGAUUCCGACUCCAGCACCAAGCCCAUUAGGUCAGAGAAGAAAAACCCAGCAUCCCUCUUUCAGACUGGUGGGGACCCCCCAAAAGAGAAAAAAUCCAAAAAGAAAGUUCCUCCCAAAGGGGCUGAGAGUGAGGAGGAGACCCCAGAGACCCUGCAAAAAAACUCCAACAAGAAGGGGAAAGCAAAGAAAUCAAAGAAGCAGAAGGAGGAGAGGCCUCCAUCCCCUGUCAUCGAGGUGGACAACCUGGAGGAGUUUGUGCUGCAGCCAGCGCCACAGGGGGUGACCAUCAAGUGCCGGGUGACACGGGACAAGAAGGGCAUGGACCGGGGACUUUACCCCACCUAUUACCUUCACUUGGACAACGACAAGAAGGUGUUCCUCCUUGCUGGGAGGAAGCGUAAGAAGAGCAAAACCUCCAACUACCUCAUCUCCAUUGACCCCACUGACCUGUCACGGGGUGGAGAGAACUUCAUCGGGAAGCUGAGGUCCAACCUGAUGGGUACAAGGUUCACCGUGUUUGACAACGGCACCAACCCCGACAGGGCCAACGCUGACUGGUCCAACGUGCGGCAGGAACUCUCGGCCGUGGUCUACGAGACCAAUGUUUUAGGGUUCAAAGGCCCCCGGAAGAUGACUGUCAUCAUCCCUGGGAUGAACACUGACUGUGAGAGGGUGCCCAUCCGGCCCCGGAACGAUAACGAUGGCCUCCUGAUGCGAUGGCAGAACAGGAACAUGGACAACGUGAUCGAGCUGCACAACAAAGCCCCAGUGUGGAACGACGAGACCCAAUCCUACGUCCUCAAUUUCCACGGCCGGGUCACCCACGCCUCCGUCAAAAAUUUCCAGAUCGUGCACAGCAGUGACCCCGAGUACAUCGUGAUGCAGUUCGGGCGUGUGGCGGAUGACGCCUUCACCAUGGACUACAACUACCCCCUAUGCGCCGUGCAGGCCUUUGCCAUCGCCCUCUCCAGCUUUGAUGGGAAGCUGGCCUGCGAGUAGCACCUGCAGCGGGGCUGCCGGGACCAGCGGGGCUGCCUGCCUGUGCCCGGAGGAUGUUCCUGCAUCCCUGUCCUGUUCCGCUCCCUGCAUUUUCACCUUCUUGCAGUCACGGUUGUUCCUGGGGUGGUUCAAGGCAUCUGGUUCCCACUGAGGAUGCUCACCUGGCUGCAGCCACUCUCUCCAGGCAAAUUUGUGGCAAGUUGUUGGGCUGGGGUGAUGGCAGAGCCAAGCUGGAGGUAUAUUCAUAUUCAGCAGAUGAGGCUGACUGCAAUCCCUGUCUCAUCCCUUUGGACUCAGAUCCUGGAAACUCAUCCCCACCCCGCUUUUAUUAUUUUUUUUUUUUUUUGGUAUGGUUUGGAUCUUUAUGCUCAUUCUCCCAGUGAGAAAGGGGUAGGUGGUCUCCCCACUUUGUGUUUCCUCAUCCCUACCCACAUGCAGGUGGGGUCUGCCUAAGCUCCCAGCUAAAGACCCCCAUCCCAGCUCAUUGGCCACCAGGCACAAAGCCCCUCUUUGGCCUCAUUUUGCCCUGGUGUGAGGGGAUGGCUGGUGCCCAUGGUGUGUUUGUACCCACUGGGUCUCACCACACUGCCCAGAAAAUGCUGGGGAUUUGGGUCCCUAAGAAGCAGCCUGGCACCAGCAGCGCACAGGCAUGUGCUGAGGGGUGACAGUGCCAGCAGAGGAGGGCUGGCAGGCACAUGAGACAGAGUUUGCACUGCUGGCAGGUGGCCCAGCUGGGUCAAUGCUGCUAGGAGAGACCUGGAAGAGAAAACUCAGGGUGCACCAGGAAGAAGUGGAGUGACUCAUGAGGUGUGGUGCAGUGCUGAGUCACGCUCAGCACCCAGACAGGCCCUGCUGAGCUCCCCGUGCCCUCAGCUUUCGCUGCUCCUCUACUCUGUGACACCUCUGCAGACCCCACGUGCCCCAGAUGUCCCCACAGCUGCCUCACUGGUGCUCUCUGUUGAUGAGAGAUGGACAGAAGGUGCCAUCCCCUGCCUCAGGCUGGUGGGGAGCUGGGGUGACACCAAUGCAGGGAGGCAUUGGGAAGGGAGAUGCUGAAGAGAGGCAGCUCAGUGGGAGCAGGACAGCUCAUGUCCCCAGUUUCACCAGUUAUGGGGUGAGGAUUUGGCUGCACAAACAGUCCCAAAUCUGAUUAAUUCAGUGGUGAGAAAAACAGGGACAUGACAAGGAGCCUUGGAACACUGUCCUCAGCUCUCUGGUCACGUUUUUCUCACCUGCUCAGCUCUCCCGCUGACUUAUGUGGGAUUGCCUUCGCAGUACACAAAGGGGUUGCUCCCCAAUUCUGGGGGUGAUACAAGCCCCCCAGGUUAAUGCAGCUGAAAGGCAGCUGCAGCAGAAAGGCUGAGGAGCAGAUGGAUGAGAUGGAUGUGAUUGUGCAAGAGGGAUGCUUAUCCUCUCUGGGCAGCGUCACAUCACCGUGGCCUGGCCUGUCUGCUUGGGGCUGAGGGCAGAUGACAGUGACAGGGGGACCAUUGGUGAACAUCUGCCCCUUUGCAGAUGGGAGUGGAGACUUUCCCCAGCUGUAUGAUUCUGGGCCUCAUGAUUCACAGGCAGAUGCUCGUGGUGGGGCAGGCAGAGGUGGACAGCUUGGGGACAAGCCAGCCCGCAUGGGACAUCACCCAUUAUACACGCUCAGAGAACAUCUUGUGAGCCAGAGGGAGAACCAGCAACAGCAGUUCGGGGCCAGCAUCUCUGGUGAGGUAUGGCCAGCAAAUGUGGGGAAAGCAAGAGCUUUCUGCCCAAAUCCAGCCACAAACCCAACAUCUGUUUGAAAUCGGGAUGAGCUCAGCUAACAAUUGAGCUAAUACUUGUCCCCAUUUCCUCCAAUGCAAGGAGAAAAGCAGCAGGGUGAGAGAGAGGUGUUUGGGCUCCCCAGGUUCUGUCUGCUGUUAUCCCCAGGUUGAUUCUCCCUCUCCUCACCCAAAACAUUUCCAUUUUCCAUUUGCCCAUUGUUGCUUGCAAACCCUUCAGGUUUCCUGGCCUGUUGUCCAUGGCAGAGCAAAGUCCCUGCCACGGGUGUCCCAUGCAGUGUCACUCAACCUCAGAGCAGCCGCUGCAUCAGCCCACCCGAAAUCCCUUUUACAAACCCUCUAACGCAAACCAACUGUGGCAGAAGAAACAAAUGAAAACAAUUUAAUAGGGCGAUGGAUAUUUGGGCCCUUUGUUUGUGCUGGCUGUUAACACCAGAGGAGAUGAGGGAUGGAAGCAGUUGAAAUGUGUAUCUACUUUGGCCGGCGGAAAGUGUGACGGAUGCGUCGGCAGACCAAUGGCUGAGGAUGCUGGGGUGUGCGUGGGUGUGAAAGGAAUGCUCGCUGCAAGAAAAGAUAAAAAAAAAGAAGAAAGAGCCUUAUCAAUGGUGUUUGAGUCCAAAGUGUGUGUAUUCCUUGGAGAAAGGGUUUCCUCAAUCCCCGGGGAUAAUGUUUUCCCUGCAAUGUGAGACUUUGAGGUUUCUGAAGCUUCAUUUUAGGGGCACUGGCACUGGGCUGGUGCUGCAGGCAUGGAUUUAACCCCACAAAGUGCUCGUGCAGGGGCACAAGCGUGGCCAGUGGCCAGAGGUGACUGUCGUCAGCUCCUCAAGGGAACCUCCUGGGAAAUGCGUUUUAUUUUUGCAGAGAUGCUUAUAAGGCAAAGGGGAGGAAAAAAAUAAGGCCUCACCUCAGUGCUGAACUGCACAUCCCAGGCAGGAGCAGUGUCACUGCAAUGCUGGCAGCUCUCUCCGGGGUUCAUCCCCAUCCCACGCCAAUGAGUGGAAAGAUGCUGCUCCAGAGCUGAGCAGGAAGGUGGAUAUGAGGGCUCUUCUCCAGCUGCUGGCUUCUCCCUCUUCUGCAGACCCCUGGGGUUUGGGGGGCUCCAUGCACCCAGUUCUGAGUCCCACUCUCUUGAGGGGGCUGACAGAUAUUUCCAUGGGUCCCAGGAGGCAAACGUCCCAACGGGAAGGAAGGAGGGAAGGGCUGGGACAUCCUGGGGAGUGCAGGAGGGGAGACCAGCCCUGGGAAACUCCUUGUCCAGCAGUGGAAGGGCUGGAGCUGUUUGGUUCCCAGCAAGCUGCCCUGGCCCCAGCCCUGCGGGAUCUCUCUUCAGCUUUGAAGUGGUGAUACUUUAAUUAAUAAAAGAAGUUAUUGUGACGAGGUGUUCUUCUGUUCCCUCCCCCUCCCCUUGUAUUUAUUUUGGUAACAUUUUUUAGAGGGAAAGGCAGACUCAUUGCUGAUUAGCUCAGCUGUGGCUUUGCAGGAUGGGCUCCUUCUCGAUGCAGCAAGCCACAGGCAGCAAUGGGAAAGCCAGUAUUUUUCAACUGCUUUUUAAAAGGAGUCAUUUUUUAAUUAGUGAAUCCAUUCUGGAGAAGU